Messenger RNA from Patella vulgata (common limpet), 2848 nucleotides. Its product is annotated as protein amalgam. The record is from RefSeq and is a predicted model, not a curated record. The transcript has 8 exons. Bases 89 to 1198 code for a protein of 369 amino acids. Gene Ontology annotation, cellular component: neuron projection. Lineage: Eukaryota; Metazoa; Mollusca; Gastropoda; Patellidae.
AUGAGAGACAGGUAAUAUAGGUCAUAUUGUUGAUUUUGAAAGUACCUGUGUGAAGUAAGAAAUACUAAAUAUUCAUGGUGUUUGUCGAAUGAUGUUCUCGACAAACAUGAAUUUAGCGCAUGUGUUUGUCCUAUUUACCGUUAUUUUGACAGUAAAGGGAGAUGAUCCUAUAAUAAUUAUCAGUGAAACAGAUCCACCUAUAAAUGUAGCAUAUCAACAAAUCGUAUCGGAGAAGGACAGAGAUGUACAGUUAACAUGUGUUGUUCAAAACAAACCUGAAGGCAGUGACGUAAAAUGGGUUGGGUUUUUGAGCAACAAUUCAACAGUUCCUAUUUCGGAAGCUACAGAUUCCACAGAUGCCUUUAAAUACAGUAUAGAUCAGCCUUCACCGACAGCCUGGCGUCUUCGUAUACAGAACGUACAAGUGACAGAUGAGGGCAAAUAUGAAUGUAAAGUUCAGACAGGAAAUCAGAUUUAUGUCCGACAGUCUGAACAUCUUCGUGUUGUAGAAACACCACAAAUAGCUGAUCUCCAGACAAGUAGUGAUACUAUUGUAAAAGAUGGAGACAAAGUCGACCUUUGGUGUAAUGCCACUGGUCGACCUUUUCCUUUAAUAAAAUGGUCACGAUUGGCAGGAGAAUUAUUACCUAAAGGUGGACAGGAAUUGGGAGCCUACCAUUUAAAUAUUCUGACAGCUAAGGCUGAAGAUAGUGGAAUAUAUAAAUGUACUGCAGCUAAUGAAGCAGGAAAAGAUGAAAGAAAGAUAUAUCUUACUGUUAAAUAUCAUCCUACGGUAAGAGCUGAGGUGAGAAAAAUCUAUCAGGCUCGAGGUUAUGUAAAAAAUCUGGUAUGUAAUAUUGCCGCUUAUCCUGUUCCAAAUCUAAACUCAAUAUCAUGGACUAGAGGGUCGAUGCCAAUACAAUCCGGUGGACAUCGAAGUAUAAGACAUAUUCCGGGAGCUUUAAGUAAAGUAACAAGUAUUUUAACUAUCAAUGGUGUAAGAGAAGAAGAUUAUGGAGAGUAUACGUGUUCAGCUCAGAACUCCCAAGGCGAAGGAGCUGAUACAAUGACUCUUGUGGAAUCUUCCCAGCCAACACCUGAUAGAACUGGCAAAUACCAACGUAGUGGCGCUACUAUACUAACUAUCAGUGUAACAACAGUACUUAUGUUAAUAUCUGUCUGUUUAUUACAAACUUAGAACUUUAAUUUGGAAAGAGAGUUUUAAAAUAAGAUUUGAAAUCAUAAAAUUGAAAAUUAUCUCUUCAGAAAUUUUUUUCUUUGAACAGGAGCACAAUUCUAUGGAAUAUAUGCUUUAAGCUCAGUAAUAAACAGUAACUUUAUUCAAUAGAAUUGGGUUGUGUAGUAAGAGUUUUAGUUUCCUCUUUAUACAAACUAAGAAAUAUUUAGUCUUCCUUAAUUCUAAGUUAAUUAAGAUUUAAUUAAUAACUUCAAUAGUUAUCUCAUGAAACAAACUCUAAUAUUUAAAUAUUUAAUUGUAGUAUUGUGAAUAUUAAUAUGUUAAAUAACAGCUAGUGAAAUGUUAGGAAUCAGGUUCUUUACAUUGAACCAGAAAGAUGUCUAAAUAGUGUAAAUGAAAUACAAAAUGUGAAAUCUGAUGCAGUUAUAUCCUUGCUUGUGCUGUUUUUAAUGAAAUUUCUUGCCAGGUUUCACUGAACGACUAACAAAAGGCAGCUGCCUUGCCCAGCUAUUUUGAAUGUUUUAGUUUAAAGACUACAUUAUUGAUUGCACUUGUAGAUAUUUUAUAAGUAUCUCUGAUAUAUUUAUUGAUACUUGAAGUUGAUUUUAAUUUGUACAAUUUGAACUACAGUAAGACCGUCACAUAUUGUAUUUUUAUAUGAAUUUCACCUAUUUCCAAAAUGUUUUUUGUCACUCCAGCCUUUGAUAUUAUUUUCAUAGAGCACACAUCAACCUUGACAGAAUACAAUUUAUUUAAGAUCUAGGAAAUAGAAUUAACCAUUCCUUUAACAUAUUCGAUGUGUGGACAUUCCUUAAAAUUUCUUUCCGGUUAUUUUUAACAUAUUUUUACACAUUUGUAACAUAUAUUGUACAUAAUCUAUUUUUUAUAUAAUCAUCCAGUUUAAACAUAGUUUUAUCUAUCAACUGUUUGUUUUGUAUAAUCAUUCAGUUUAAACAUAGUUUUAUGUAUCUACUGUUUUCUGUAUAAUAAUCCAGUUUUGAACAUAAAAUUAUGUAUCUACUGUUUUUUUGUUAAAAGGGAAGUCACAGUUUUAACUACAUGCAGGUCUGAAAAUAGUAAUUUGUUUUAAUUAAGUACAUCUUAACCACAAAAUGUGAAGAAGCCUAUUUAUCCCGUCUGAAAGUUUCAGCUCAGAAUAAUGAGUGCUUGCUCCAUUUUUCCAUUGUGUAGUGAGAUAAAUAUGUAAUUAAAAUCCAACAGUAACCUUCAAAUCAUAGUGUAAAACUGUCACUGUGCAUGCAUCUAAGUUAUAGACAGGACUUCAGACAGAAGGUGAUUGCCAGAUAAGAACCUGUUCCCCGACUCCAUUGGACGAUUGGAUGUUGGCAUUUCUUUGCAAAGAUAUCACUUGGGGAAAGGUAAAAGCUUUCAUCACAGGUUCCACAGAAUUAACCAGUUCCCAUGAAUGACUUCCCAUGAAUGCAUUCCAUUUAUUAAUUUAAUCUUAUAUCAAACAUUUUCAUUUCUAAAUCUUUCUAUAAUUGAAACUUUUUUAAAUUAAAAAUUAUAUCAUAUAUGUAAAUAAUCAUUGAUACAUUGAUAUGUACACAUGCUACAAAUUUUAUUUUAAAAAAGUUCUGGGAAAUAAUGGCUGAUUAAUAAUGUUUUUUUCAUCUUUGAUCCCCCCCC